AUGGAGGAGAAGAACGAUGUCGAUAAGGUUGAUGAAGUUAUGCUACCUGGGUUUCGAUUUCACCCAACUGAUGAGGAGCUAGUUGGUUUCUAUCUCAAGAGGAAGAUUCAACAAAGACCUCUCUCAAUUGAGCUAAUCAAGCAACUUGAUAUCUAUAAAUAUGAUCCUUGGGAUCUACCAAAGUUGGCAACCACAGGUGAGAAAGAAUGGUAUUUCUACUGCCCAAGGGACAGGAAAUAUAGGAACAGUGCAAGACCGAACAGAGUCACAGGAGCUGGGUUUUGGAAAGCCACUGGAACAGAUAGGCCUAUCUACUCAUCUGAAGGUAGUAAGUGCAUUGGUUUGAAGAAGUCCCUUGUGUUCUACAAAGGAAGAGCUGCAAAAGGGAUCAAAACUGACUGGAUGAUGCAUGAGUUUCGGCUACCUUCUCUUACCGACUCGGCCCCAUCCAAGAGGCCCACGGCUAAAACCCUUCCUGCCAAUGACUCAUGGGCAAUUUGCAGGAUAUUCAAGAAAACCAACUCCAUGGCACAGAGAGCUCUUUCUCACUCUUGGGUCUCUCCAUUAACUGAGACCAAUGGAUCUGAUGUAUUAACCCAAGGUGUACACUGCACUCAGUACAGUUCAGAGAAUAUCUCUUGCACUACUGCAGCUGGAUCUGCAAUCCAGUUUUCUUGUAAUAAUGACUUACAACAGUCAUCAUGUACUAGUUUCUCUCCUCUAGAGAUCCCCUCCUACAAACCCAUUAACCAAACAGUCUGUAAAACUUCUAUACUUCCUAUUUCAAAUGGAGAUCUUCCCACAGGUUUCAUGUUUUCUCCACUUGAAAUGCCAGGACCUGCUAAGUGUACAGUUGAUGUUGCUUCCAUGCUUUUCAACUUGUCACCAGCCUUAUUCAUGGAUGUCAGUAAAGCCUCUGAAAGUAUAGAUUUCAAUGGACCACAGCAGCAGUGUAAUGGCCUCUCAAUCAUUCUACCACAGGAGAUGCAAGGGAACAUGGCUACCGGUGUAGAGGAGACAUGCUCAAGGAAGAACUCAAAUGCCUCUCCUACAAUCAAUGAGUGGGGAACUGUUAGAUCCAUUGGAUUCCCAUUUAGCUUACCACCAACUAUGCCCGAUGCCUGGAAGACCAUUUCGCCGUGGGACUCUCCCUCAUGUCCUAGUGAGAUGUCAGCCAACUAUUCCACAAACAAGUGCUAUAACUAAUUAACUUGUUAUACAGUUGAAGUACUUUUUCUUUUAGGUUUCAGUGAGCAAGUGUUGAUUAACAUG
Messenger RNA from Telopea speciosissima, 1272 nucleotides. Its product is annotated as protein FEZ-like. Gene Ontology annotation, molecular function: DNA binding. Lineage: Eukaryota; Viridiplantae; Streptophyta; Magnoliopsida; Proteales; Proteaceae. Gene Ontology annotation, biological process: regulation of DNA-templated transcription. The record is from RefSeq and is a predicted model, not a curated record. The transcript is spliced from 3 exons. The coding region runs from base 1 to 1206 and encodes 401 amino acids.